AAGGUGGAGAGGCUAUAAUGGUCGUCAGAACCGUAUUUAAGUCAAAUGUUUCAUGAUAACAAAAGCUGCACACAUUUAUCGCGCUUCAGCUGGAAGUUUUGCAUAGCCUGAGAGAAACUGGAGGACARGAGUCAUUGUCCUGGAUGGCCAAAUCUAAUGUAUAACAAUGGAKCAGGAACAGGUUAGGACGGAGCUGGGCCAAAUUUCUAAGCGGCUUCAGGAGGAUGGUUUGCCCCCAGAGGCGAGUGUGGAGGAGCGGCAGCGACAUCUGUGGCAGCAGCUGCUCAGCAGCGAGGCAAAGCUCCAGUCAGCCACCCAGGAGGUGCAGACGUUACGCACCCAGCAGGCCAACGAAAUGAAGGAGGUGGAAAGUUAUGUGGCGCAUAUUCGAACAUUGCUGGAGGAGCGUGAGUGUCUGACUGCAGAAUAUGAGAGGGACAACGAAGAGUUGCGACACGAACUUCACCAGAUCAAACAUCAACAAGACUCGCAGAGUAAGGAGCUGGCUGAAAUGUUGGCUCAGGAAGACCUGGGGGAGAUGGGUUUGAGCAGCCCCAGCGAGCAGGUGGCUUACCUGCUGGUGGAGAGAGCCACCCUGUUGGAAAGGCUGGAGGCUGCUGAAGGCAAACUGGAAAGUCAGAGUCUCGCUGGCAACUUUAAAGACUGCUACCACCAGGAUCACAUUUGUCAGAUGAUGGGAGCGAACCGACAGCAGCAGAGAGAGGACGUGCAGAAGACCRGUGUAGACGGCAUGACAAAGCAGUGUUCAUCCCAGAGUCCAUGGAAGAAGCUGUUUGGUCUGCACAGGUCUGGUCAGAGCAAACACAAUGUGACUCCUGCCCACAGUGAAGAGAUUUCCAGGGAUCGGGAUGAGAGGCAGCGGCUGGAGCGAGAUCUGGAGGAGGCGUCCAGGAGGCUGGCCAUGGCUCAUCAGGAUAUCCGCAGACUCACCAAUGAGCUGGAUGAAGCCAGAAACAACAAUCAAAACACUAGUGGAUGUGAGCUUCAGGGGACAGUUGAAGAAUUAGAAUUCCUGAAGACAGAAGUGGACAAACUGAAACACAGYGAUGUGAUGAAGCUGCAACAGGCCAAAGAGCAGAACGACCAACUGGAUGCUGAGAACAGGACUCUCCGGGAGAAAGUUCACAUCAUAGAGUCAGAGAAAAAAAAUCUCCUGGAUCAGCUGACAAAAAAUGAUUCAGCCAGAAAGGAUCUGAAGGACAAGAACAGUGAGUCAGUCCAAGAAAAGGCUCAACUUCACAAACGGUGUCAGGAGGCAGUGGAAGACGGACUCGUUCAGGUGAGAGAGUUGCAACGGCAACUCCAGCGGCUACGGAAGGAACAGGAAGAGCUGGAGGAGAGGAAUGAGGAGCUGGAGGCCCUGCUGGGGGAGGCUCAGAAUGCCAGCAAGGAAGACCGGCAUCGCCAUGAGGGAGAACUGGAAGGACUGCACAGAAGGAUCAAAAGCCUGGAGGCAGAGAUGAAAAAGCAGGACGCUCAAGAUAAAAUGCUGAAGAACGGCGAGGAUGUUAAACCCUCUGAGUCUUAUUUGCAGUUGCACCUCAGGGACAGCACCCAGGAGAGAAUGGCUCUGCUGGAGGCCCGCCUGACCGAGGAGAAGGAGUGGAGGAAACAGCUGGAGUUGGAUCUCAGUGCUGCCCAGACGGCACUCAAAAAGGAUAAAGAGGCUUUGCAGAUAGGUGAGCGAGAGCUAAAGAAACUGAGACUUGAGGUGAGUGGGCUUCAGACCGAAUGCCAACAAGGGAAAACACUCAUCAAAAGCUUGACUCAAGUGAAGGGAGAAAAGGCAGUUUUAGAGGAAAAGGUGGCYCAGAUGGAGCGCUCCCACAGCAGACUUCAGACCGAGCUGGACCGCUGCAAAGACAAAACCCCGACUCAGUUAGACUUUAGGGAAAACAGGUUUCACUUGGACCAGCAGGAACAGAUGGAUCGUCUGACAGCYGAACUCAGCAGCCUCCAGAAGACACACAACACUCUGAGGGAUGAGAUGGCGUCUGAACGACUGAAGACGGCUGAACUUCAAGCCGAGCUAAGCUCCACCGUGCAGAAGAAGCUCGCAGCCGAAGGGGGAAGAGAGAGACUUGAGCUGGAGAUACAACGUCUUAAUAAGGAGCUUUCACUGCAUCAAGAGCAGCUAUCCUCUGCAAAGGAGGCGCUGAGUCGCAGCCAGAAGACAGUUCUUCAAACAGAAUCGAGGCUCAGUCUUGUGCAGAACGCCAAGUUUGAGGGUUUGGAUCAGAAAGAGCUGAGUCGUCUUCAGAAUAAGCUGGAGGAGGAGCGGCAGCUGGCCUCUCAGCACCAAAUGGUGCUUCAAGCUCAGGUGAAUGAAGCCCAGGCACAUCUUAAGUCCCAAGAUUCAUUGCUGAGCCAGAAGACGGAGGAAGCUAAGCAGAUGAAACAGGACGUGCAGAGAGUUCAGAGCCUCUUUACAUCAGCUGAGAGAGAGCUGCGCUACGAGAAGGAGAAGAACAUGGAUCUGAAGAGACACAACAYGCUGCUGGAGCAGGAGAAACUCAAACUUUGUGCAGAACUGAAACAGGCCCAGCUCAAACUGGUGCAAGUGGAACAGAAAGUCCAAACUCAGGCUGCUGAGAGCGAACGGCAGCAGCAGAAGGUCCGGGAACUGGAGCUGGAGCUGGCACGCAACAGCACAAAGCGCGGCGCCGCCACCAGCAUGCAGGAGGAGUUACAGGCAGAGAGGCUACGCCUCAUUGCUGCUGACAAGAAGGUAUUGGAGCUGCAGCAGCWGCUGAAGAGCGCUCAGCACCAGCUGCGUGUAGAAGAGGCUCGGGCCGGUGAGAGCAGCCGYCUGGAGAGGGACAGCAGGGAUCUGUCUGACACUUUGGCUGCCCUGAGAGCCCAGCAGCAGGAGGAGCACAUCACCAGGAAGCUGUUGGAGCAGCGGGAAGAGGAGCUGCAGCAGCAGGUGCGCUCUCUGAGGCUGAAGGAGGCCUCUCUGAACAGGACCAACACAGAGCUCAGCCACCGGGUCCAACAGCUGGACACACGUCUGUCCCUCCUGGAGGCGGAGCUUGACAAGACAAGAGAGGAGGCAAAACUUGGCCAGAAGUCCAACCACAAACUGCAGGAGGAGCUGCUGGCCAGUCAGCAGGAGUGUGAAAGGCUGCAGGAGGAGCUUCAGCAGGUUCUCCUUCAGUUAGAUGCACGUGUCAGGAAGUACAAUGAAAAACAGAGUCAACACAGGAGCAAGCUGUCUCAGGCCAAGCAGGUUUUUCUUAAAGCAACAGCUCAGAGGGACUCCACCAUCCAGAAGCUAGAAAAUGACCUGGCACUGGCCUYCAGCCUCUCACACAAGGAGAAGGAACGGAUCAAUACGGUGAUGACUGAAAAUGAGAAGCUGCUGGAAGAAAAACGGGAGCUGCUGCGGAAGAUAAGUGAGGCAGAGGAAAUGGGCAACAGAGGCAUGAGGACGGCCUCUACAGUCCAGCACAGGGUUAAUGUCUUAGAAGUGGAGAACAGGCAGCUGCAGGACAGAACCAUGAAGCUCUCCACUCAAGUCAGCUCCUUAGAGCGAGCUCUGAGGAACGUCGAGUCGUUCUACAGCCUGGAGAAUGCCAAAAAACUGGUCACCUCCGAUGGUCUCUCUGAGGGCAUCCUACAUGCUUCCACAGUAAGUCUGACCUCAGGCUGCCGUGACCCGAACAUCCUGGACACAAUCUGCCGUGCGAAGGGGAGCAAGCACGUGGUGUUGGACAGCUCGAGGGCGUCGCUGUCCACACCGCAGCCAUCUGAGCAGGGCUACCUGAACCUCACUUCCCCACUGGUUACUCCAAACACCUCACAAGCCACGGAGGAGAGUCCUAAUAAGAGUGGCCAGGUUUGAGGGCUCAGRACUUUAGCACUUCAGUAGCCAGUAUUUGGCAGCAAGACUGCCACUUCCACUGCAGGAGAAAAAUCUAUACCCAGUGAUAAUAAAGUCAGUAAUAAUGAAAGAGUA
This is a messenger RNA of Austrofundulus limnaeus, 3979 nucleotides long. It is a transcript of the gene ccdc30, whose product is annotated as coiled-coil domain containing 30. The transcript has 28 exons. NCBI's taxonomy places the organism in Eukaryota, Metazoa, Chordata, Actinopteri, Cyprinodontiformes, Rivulidae. The record is from RefSeq and is a predicted model, not a curated record. The coding region runs from base 167 to 3865 and encodes 1232 amino acids.